Schizosaccharomyces osmophilus is the source of this 789-nucleotide messenger RNA. It is a transcript of the gene wss1, whose product is annotated as WLM domain metallopeptidase implicated in DNA repair Wss1. The transcript has a single exon. The coding region runs from base 1 to 789 and encodes 262 amino acids. The record is from RefSeq and is a predicted model, not a curated record. NCBI's taxonomy places the organism in Eukaryota, Fungi, Ascomycota, Schizosaccharomycetes, Schizosaccharomycetales, Schizosaccharomycetaceae.
AUGCUUCGAUUGAACGACGAUGAGCAUCCUAAUGAAUAUGUAGUCUUUAUAACAGCCGUUAAAGAUGAACAGGAACAAUUAGCAAAGGAUUAUUUGAACCGAAUUGCUGCUAUGGCAUUUCCAAUUAUGAAAAGCAACGGGUUUGGUGUAACAUCGUUGGAUGAAGUGACUUAUAAUUCUCAGUUUUGGGGUCGAAAUUGGAACAAAGGCGAAUGUGUGGAGUUGGUGUUGCGAGAUUCCCGUGGAAACUGGUUGCCUUUUGAGUUUGUUAUGGAUGUGUUUUUACAUGAACUAUGCCACAUCUGGCGUGGUCCCCACGACAAAACGUUUUUUAAUCAUCUCGCUCGUUUGCGCCAAGACUUAACAGAGCUUUAUGCAAAGAGUUAUAAAGGCCCAGGAAAGUAUAUGACAUGGGACUCAUUUCCUCUUGCCGACGUCGUUGCAGGACUUCGCACGGUUGCUCACCGAGGAGUCACCUUAGCACCAAGUGCGCCUACUGGUAACUUAUGCGGUGGCUCUCUUCGAAGAAAGCGGAACGAACGUCGUGCAACAGGAUCGCGUGUAGGAAAGAAAAAGAAUACAAAGGCAGGUCAAAAACUCGGAUUCGACUUGGAUGAACGGAAAAAUUUGCUUCAUUCCACGUCGAAACCCCAAGCAAAAAGCAAUCGAGGAAGAGAGGCAAGACUUGUUGCUGCGGUCAAAAGAUCUGGUCCGGAUACUCAAGACCCUGCAGAGCUGCCGCCUGCAACCAAACAAAAAACACUAAAUAAUUUUAUUGUCAUAGACUAA